Hypomesus transpacificus is the source of this 4365-nucleotide messenger RNA. RefSeq names its product telomere repeat binding bouquet formation protein 1 (gene terb1). The coding region runs from base 144 to 3023 and encodes 959 amino acids. The transcript has 21 exons. The record is from RefSeq and is a predicted model, not a curated record. NCBI's taxonomy places the organism in Eukaryota, Metazoa, Chordata, Actinopteri, Osmeriformes, Osmeridae. Gene Ontology annotation, biological process: meiotic attachment of telomere to nuclear envelope; homologous chromosome pairing at meiosis.
GGAAGGACAAUUUAAGCUAGCUCUUCCCUACUUUAGCCAGCUUGAUAGUUUGCUGGUAAACACCUCAACCUCAACACCCGAAUCUUGCUAACUAUGUCCACGUUUACUUCCAUGAAAAAUUACAGGCUGAGGCUUUAACAGGGAUGGAUGUCACCUGCCAAAGUAAUCACCAUGCCACCAAAACAGAUCUGACUCUGUUGCUGGAAUGUCUGAAGUAUCAGAUGGAUUGGCCAGAUUCACAGAAACAAGCUCUGCUCACUAUCUACUCAAUCUGUCAACAGAGAGAGGAGAAUGUGGACCUGUUCAGAAACAUGGGAGGAGUGGUGUUUGUGUACAACCUCUCCAAGUCCAGCGCUCACUGUGAGGUCAAGGAGACGGCACUAUUCACUCUGGGGAUGCUCGCAGAGAAUAAUGUGUACUGUAAACAAGCUCUGUGCAGAAAAGAGACUUUCUCAGACCUGGCUGACCGUCUGACACAGGACUGUCCCCUCACGCUGAAGAGAGUGGCUGUUUAUCUGCUCUCUGUACUGGUUGCCAACAACAGGUCAGGGCAGACCUUCGCCCAGUCCACCGGCUGCCUGGACAUCCUGCUGGACCUUUUCAGGACCCGUUUCCCUCUCUCCAGCGAGGCUUCAGCGGAGCCUGCCAACAUCUCUCAGCUCCACCAGCUGUGGAAGUCUGUGUCCAGCGCCCUCUGUGGUUGUGUCAACAAUCCUCAGAACGAGGAGAGUCAGAUGAUCUGUGUAUCAGCAUUUCCUCAGAUCCGAGUCUGGCUGCAGCAGAUGGCUCUCCCCCGCACUGAGUUGGUACAGCCCAUCUGCUUUUUCAUAACCAUGACGGUCUCUAACAACAAUUUGGCUCAGGAGAGUUUUUCAUCAAUGGGUGGUUUGGAAACUCUGACUCUCACACUGAUUCGAGUAUCCUCUAAUGCCACCCAAAGCCCACUUGCCUGUGAGCUGUCCUGUAUAAUGGCCAAGACCCUUUCAGCCUGUAUAAGUGACAACCCCGCCCUUGCUUCAGGCUUAGCUCGGCACCACGUGGUGGAACAGCUCCUCCCCCUGUUGACCAGCCCCAACGUGGACCCCAGAGACCAGCUGUCUGUCAUCCUCGCCCUGGGACACUGCACUGAAGCCUGUGAGGAGCACCAGUCUCAGCUGGUGCAGUGUGGGGGGCUGUCUGUCAUCAUCUCCGUGCUCACCGACGCUCACAACGAGGAAGUGAGGAAAGCUGCCACCUUCCUGCUGCACACCUGCAAACAAGCCACGGUUUCCCUCAGAGGCCCUGCCCUGGGGCAAGCUCAGGGCCAGGCUAGGCAGGGCCAGGCUGGGCAAGUGGACACCCCUGAGGACCUGGAGGCCUGCUGGAGGUCAGCCAGAGAGAUGCUGCACAAAAUCAAGCAGUUUGAGAGAGAGCAGGCCAAGAGGAGGCAUGAGGAGGACAGGGAGACCCCGGAACAGCAAACCCUCGAACAAUGGUUGGCGGAGGCCAUACCUUCACCCCUCUCCCAUCCCUUAAUGUCCCACCCUGCCCCCGUGCCUCAGUGGGUGGGGAGAGCCCAAGGGGGGGAGCCCGGAAGGGGAAAGAGGAACCACGGAGAGAGGGAACGGGGGAGGCGCGGCGAGCAGACGCCCGUCCCGACUGCCGACGAGCGGAGCGACGGGGAAGGAGGAGGGAGAGGAAAGAGGAGGUCUGAGGAGUGGAGGGAAGAGAUGACUCCCUGUGGGCCCAUGAUGGAGAGGAGAGAAAGGCCGGACCGAAGAGAAGACCAGCGACAGGGGACACAACAGCACGGAGACACAGAGCCAAGCUCUGGGAAGUGGGUCAGGAGGCAGAUUUUCCAUGGCGGGGAGGAACCACAUGAAGCCCUCAGCAUGGAGCGAGGGAGGGCCCAUACACACUCCCACUCCAGCCAAAGGAGAGAAAACCACUCUGCGCUCCCAGUCACAUCCGCUCAGACCGAGGCUCAGACCGAGGCUCAGACAGAGGCUCAGAGAGAGGCCGGGGCACGGGCGGAGAGGCCCACGGAGCGAGACACGCAGAGAGGGAGGGAGAGGAGCCGAGGCUGUGGGAAGGAGAGGCUGAGCUCGUCCCCGCACGCGGGCGCUACGGGAGAGCAGCAGCUCAAACCCUCGGCGCCUCGCGUGCGCACGCACGCCCGGGCCGAGCAUUAUGGGAUGGCUGAGCCCACACGUACACAUGCCACGUCAGCCCCUGCUGCCCACGCCGCAGCUGGUAACCCAGGGCAACCUCCUGUGGACAGGGAGGAGAGCAGCUCCGUCUGCAGGGGGACGGGAACAGUCUUCACCUCCACCUCCCCGCCACUGGAGGGAGCCAGAAAAACAGACAUGGACAGCCUGGUGUUCAAGCUGCCACUCCCUGCUCAGCCCAGGGCACCUCCUCGCCCCAAGAACUGGAUCGACGACGAAGAUGUUCUGUCCUUGUGUUCAGAGCUGCUGGACAGUGAGAUCAGUAAGAUCCUGGAGACCCCAGAGGCCGCACACAAGCCCUCGACACAUCGGUGCUCAGGCUGCGUGCUGAGGUUCUCUGAGGUGAGCAGUAGGACGUUCCCUGGCCUCCAGCGCUCCUGUCACCACAGCUGUGACCUGCACGCAGCCCUGCUGGAGGCUAGCGAAAGGUAUCGACAGCACCUCCACCAUGGCCUUCCCAAGACAGGCAGGCAGGAACAUGCACCCACACCCACAGCAGCACCAAGACGGAGAGACACACUCCGCUACUGGGAUCACUGCACUGACAUCCGCCUGACCCCCAUCCGGAUAGGAGGCCUGCAGAAGAGCCAGUCCACCCAGGGAGGAGAGCACAGGGCUGGACGCUACGGCCACAUCCGGCUCACUCCGUUGAAAAAGCCCGUUCCCUCUGAUGACAAAGUGGGCCCACAUGCACGCACACACACACACACACUCAUGUUCUGUGGUGUCCACCCCAGAACCAGAAGACACAUCAUGGUGGAGACAGUGCCAUUGAUGAACAGCAGACCCAUCUGUCUAUGCCAGAACGCCCUAUGACUAAGAGAGAAAGGAAGAACUUCUCCCAUGAAGAGGUGUGUUAUCUGAUAUCAGGAGUCCAGAAGUUUGGUCCUUCCUGGAAUUCCAUUUUGUGGGCGUAUCCCUUCCACCCUGGACGCAACAAUGUAGACCUGGCCAUGAAAUACAGACGCCUAACAGAUAAAAGGUCGGGUGCAGGAUGUGACCUACCCACGAGAUCCUGGAGCAACACAUUCAGAACUGCCCUCCCUCAGAAACCUGCAGUCACGCACAAAGGACACUUCAUCUAGUGUGCAACUUUGUACCCAUUGUAAAUGAUCCACAGUAUAGUACCUUGUUUAGUUCCUUGUUUAUUGAUUUAUUAACAGCAGUAAAGAGCCUGUCACAAACAUUUUGUUUACUAGUAAAAUUAUUAAGCUUGGGGUUUGUCAGUUCUGGCACAAAUAUAUUGUGUUCUGUGCUUAUCCUAUCUUAUAAUACCUAUAGAUUAGAAUCUUUUUUUUGUUGCAUUGUGGGGAUUCCUGUCAUGACACAUUGCACAAUGUCUGUUGAGGUUCUUUAGUUUAAAUAAAACAUGUUUGUUAGUAUAUAUUGUCAGAUAUUCAGUUGGUUUUACACUUCUCACAUAAUUAUAGUAUCCCUGAAACAGAUUCUCUACAUCAGAGGGAAACUUUCCCCACUUCAUUAUUCACCAUAGUAACACAUACACAACAAUAUGUACAGCCCUCUCCACUGCAUGUGUAAGUACUGUGAGAGUAUCAUUUCACAUAAAUAGGAACUAUAUUCAGAUUUAACGGGUACAGAAUAUUAUGCAAAUCAUUCUGGAUCACAGAAUAGACAGGAAAUAACCAUGGGUUUGGAUGUAGUAGACUCGAGCAACACUGAGAAAACUGGCCUUUGUCGCUGUGCAACAAAGGCCUGUUCUAAAUCCUACAGAAUCUCAUCCAUGCAGUAGAAAAUGCACAAUUGACUUGGAUCAGUGUGUUUGAACAGGGUGUGUAUUUUAACUCUGUGUACCAUAUCCAUCGACGGUGUGUGUCAGUGUACUGUCAGAGGAGCUGCUACACAGAUGGUGGUAGUUACUAUAUAUGAGAGAGAGUGCAGAUAGAAAACCAAGUCCUUAGAGCUAAAUUUUUCCCUUUAACUUUUAAUCUACCUCAAAAAUGUACCAUGCCUUUUUAGUGAGGCACUUGUUGGAGAUACAGAGGCAGAGUCUUGGUAAACGUGGGGGAGAGAGUAGUAGUGUGUGAGAUUUAUGGGAAGAGCAGAUUUCACAUGCACUGUAGCACAGUCACACUGGAGACUUCUGACCCGGACCCCCUGAAAACCCCCUUCCUUUGGAAAGAAUGCAGCCUCCCCCCCU